AGCAAGAAAACUUUUAUUAUGAAAACCGGAUACGUGUUUUGAACCGGAAGUUAAUGUAAAGUUUUUUCCGCUGCUGAAAAAGGACAGUGAAGAAAUUUCGAAAAAAUAGCCGACAAAGGGAUAUUGGAGGACAGUAAAAGUGAUGGACUCUUCAGACAGAAGCCAAAGUCCAUCUCCUCAAAAUGAACAACCUAGUGGUGAUGAGUCCAAUCCGUCUGAUGGGAGACUCCAACAAGUCAGCGCAGAAGAGGAAAGCACCAAAGAGCAGCAGUCUCCACAGACAAAGCCCAUGUCCAGAAACUCAUCCAAGAGCCCCUCCCCUAGCAGCUCAGACAGCAGCAGCAGCAGCGAUGAAGAUGAGCAUCAUGGAGCACUUAGGAAGAUAAGGAGUAGUGUUGCUGAAAUCAAAAGACCAGAGCAAACGAGAUCCAGGUCCAGUGAAAAAGACGACUCCAGAUCCAGAUCCAGAUCAAAGUCUGGUGAAAAAGACCGGUCCCGGUCCAGGGAGAGAGACAGAUCUCAGUCCAGGGGUCGUGAUAGAUCCAGAUCCAGAUCAAGGGGACGAGAUGGAUCCAGGUCGAGAAGACGGGACAGAUCCAGAUCCAGAUCUAGGGACUGGAACCCAGACCGUUUUAACAGAAGAUACUAUCCUCGCGAUCGCUAUGAUGAUCGACGUGACGACAGAAACGGCCGUUUCGAUCGGCGAGGCAACCGGGAUAUGGAGCCUGGUGAAAGGAGGCGGGGCCGCUCUGCUUCUCCUCCCAUCGACAAGGAGGCAGAGACUCCAGAUCAGCCUCCCGUUAAGAAGAAAAAAGAGGAGAUUGAUCCGAUCUUAACCAGGACUGGUGGUGCUUACAUUCCCCCUGCCAAGCUGCGCAUGAUGCAGCAACAAAUUACUGACAAGAGCAGCCUGGCCUAUCAGAGGAUGAGCUGGGAGGCUCUGAAAAAGUCCAUCAACGGUUUGAUCAACAAAGUCAACGUGUCCAACAUCGUCAACAUCAUCCAGGAGCUCCUGCAGGAAAAUAUCGUCAGAGGGAGGGGUUUGCUGGCUCGCUCAGUGCUGCAGGCUCAGGCAGCUUCUCCCAUCUUCACUCAUGUCUACGCUGCUGUGGUUGCCAUCAUCAACUCAAAGUUCCCUCAGAUCGGAGAGUUGAUCCUUAAACGCCUCAUCCUGACCUUCAGACGGAGCUACCGCCGCAACCUCAAGCAACAGUGCCUGAACGCCUCAAAGUUUGUGGCUCAUCUCAUCAACCAGAAUGUUGCUCAUGAGGUAUUGUCUCUGGAGAUGCUGACUCUUCUGCUGGAGCGUCCGACCGACGACAGCGUGGAAGUCGCCAUCUCCUUCCUCAAAGAGUGUGGACUCAAACUGACCGAGGUUUCACCCAGAGGAAUCAAUGCCAUAUUUGAGCGUCUCAGGAAUGUUCUCCACGAGUCGUCGAUUGACAAGAGGGUCCAAUACAUGAUAGAGGUGAUGUUUGCCAUCAGGAAGGAUGGUUUUAAAGAUCAUCCAGUGAUCCCAGAUGGUCUGGACCUCGUUGAUGAGGAAGACCAGUUUACCCACAUGCUGCCACUGGAAGAUGACUACAACCAAGAGGAUGCCCUCAAUGUCUUCAAAAUGGACCCAGACUUCCUGGAGAACGAGGAGAAAUACAAAACCAUUAAAAGAGACAUCCUGGAUGAAGGGAGCAGUGAUUCAGGAGAUGAAGGUGACGGCAGUGAGGAGGAGGUGAACGAUGAGGAGGAGGAAGAAGAGGGUGAAAAGGUCACCAUAUUUGAUAAGACAGAAGUCAACCUGGUUGCAUUUAGAAGAACCAUCUAUCUGGCCAUACAGUCCAGUUUGGACUUUGAGGAGUGCGCUCACAAACUCAUAAAGAUGGACUUUCCUGAGAGCCAAACGAAGGAGCUGUGUAACAUGAUCCUGGACUGCUGUGCUCAACAGAGGACCUAUGAGAAAUUCUUUGGUCUUCUAGCUGGGAGGUUUUGUCUCCUGAAGAAGGAGUACAUGGAGAGUUUUGAGGCGAUAUUUGCAGAACAGUACGAGACAAUUCACCGUCUGGAGACCAACAAGCUGAGGAAUGUGGCUCGGCUCUUUGCUCACCUGCUUUACACAGACUCUGUACCGUGGAGUGUGUUGGAGUGCAUCAAGAUGAGUGAGGAGACGACGACAUCGUCCAGCAGGAUUUUUGUUAAAAUUCUCUUUCAGGAGCUUUGUGCGUACAUGGGUCUCCCGAAACUCAACCAACGGCUGAAAGACUCGACUUUGCAGCCGUUCUUUGAAGGUCUUUUUCCUCGUGAUAAUCCCAGAAACACUCGCUUUGCCAUCAACUUCUUCACCUCCAUCGGUCUGGGAGGACUCACGGAUGAGUUGAGGGAACAUUUGAAGAAUGCUCCAAAGAUGAUAAUGACCCAGAACCAGGAAGUGGAGUCCUCUGACUCCUCAUCCUCCUCGUCCUCCUCCGAUUCCUCCUCCUCAGAUUCUUCCAGCGAAUCAGAUUCAGAUUCUUCGUCAGACUCCUCCUCCUCCAGCAGCAGCUCAGACUCAGACAGCAAACGCAAGAAGAGAAAAGGUCGCAGAGAGGAGAAGAAAAAGACGGAAAAGAACAAGAGGAAGGAGAAACCUGACAAGAAGCAACACAGAAGCAAGAGGGACAAAGAUGACGACGACGACGAGAAGGCGGCGAGGAAGGACCAGAGGAGGCACGAGCGGGAUGUGCAUGAACGCGCCCACGAGGACCCCCGACGGCGUAGACGGGACGAAGGAUCAGAGGAAGAGGAGGAGGACAGGAGACGAAAAACCGACAGAGCGAGAGAUGGAGAAAGACACAGAGAGAGAGAGCGAGAGAGAGACAGAGGGAGGGAGCGAGAGAUUGAGGGGAAGAGAGAAAGAGAGAGGGAGAGGAAUAAAGAAAACAGAGACAGGAACAGGGAGGAGCGGAGGAGGAGAUGAAACUCCAAACCCGCAGCAGGGAGUGAUCUUCAACCCGCCGCUGUAGAUCUGGGACCCAUCUCUUAUUUUCCUAUUUGACUUUUUAUUUUCUCUAUGAAAUGAGAUCUAAACUGUUUUAGACGUUUCUUUGUAAAUUGUGAUUUUUAAAAUAUUUUCGGCUCGUUUGUAAAGAGUUUAGUUUUCAUGCAGGAGAUCUGUUUUUGGUAUCAAGCUUUUAAAGGAGCAGUUGGUCCUUUUUGUGCUGUAAAAAAACUGUAAAGCUGGUGCCAGCUUCAGUGGAACUGUGAAAGUGGCAGAUAUUGUUAAUUCUUUAUUAUCAAAACAAAAAAAAAGUUCUUUUAAACUUUUGCAAAUAAAAAGCUUCAGUUCUGCAA
Messenger RNA from Oryzias melastigma (Indian medaka), 3321 nucleotides. It is a transcript of the gene cwc22, whose product is annotated as CWC22 spliceosome associated protein homolog. The transcript has 20 exons. Gene Ontology annotation, cellular component: catalytic step 2 spliceosome. The coding region runs from base 143 to 2947 and encodes 934 amino acids. NCBI's taxonomy places the organism in Eukaryota, Metazoa, Chordata, Actinopteri, Beloniformes, Adrianichthyidae. Gene Ontology annotation, biological process: mRNA splicing, via spliceosome. The record is from RefSeq and is a predicted model, not a curated record. Gene Ontology annotation, molecular function: protein binding; RNA binding.